AUGCCAUCAGUUACCACAUUAUUUGAUCAAACAAAACCUAAAACUCCUGUGUUUUUUUUCAGUCAUGGGGGUCCAACUUUUAUGUAUCCUGAUGAAGAAUUUGGUUCAGAUAAAGGUGCUUAUAAAACUGUUAAAAAAUUAGGUCAUUAUAUAAUAAAUGUUAUAAAACCAAAGUUCAUUAUUGUUAUUUCUGCUCAUUGGGAAUCAAAUUCAUUUAAUUCAGGUGUUGAUAUUGGUAUACCAGGAUCCCAAUCAUCUCUUUCAAAAAAUUCUAAAAAAUUAGAUAAAGAUGAAAUUGAUUUAAUUUAUGAUUUUGGUGGAUUCCCAGAUUAUAUGUAUGAAGAACAAUUCCAUUCAAAAGGUAAUUUAGAAUUAGCUAAUGAUAUUAAAACCACAUUAGCCAAUAAUAAAAUUGAUUCCAAGCUAACCAAAAGAGGUUUAGAUCAUGGUGUUUGGGUUCCUUUUAAAGUUGCAUUCUCAUCAAAUAAACCAAAAGAUCAAGAAUGGGAUCUUGAAAUGCCAUUAGUACAAAUUUCAUUACCAGGAACUGAUGAUUUUAAUACAAAUUAUGAAUUAGGUAAAGCUUUAUCUAAAUAUAGAGAAUUAGGUGGUGUUAUAAUUUGUUCUGGGAUGAGUGUUCAUAACUUACGUGAUUUUAGAGCAGCUAUGGGGAAAGGUUCAUCAAGUCCAAUGCCAUAUGUUAAACCAUUUUCUGAAAAAGUUAAAAGUAUAGUAACUGAAUAUAAUGGAGUGGAAAGAUUAAAUAAAUUUAAUGAAUUAGUGCAAAAUGAUAAGAAAUUAUUAUAUGAUGCACAUCCUUCAUUAGAACAUUUUAUGCCUAUUGUUGUUGCUUCAGGCGCUGGUGAUGAAGAAUUAGCAAAACAAGUUUAUGAUAAUCAUGUAAAAUCUUUAGCUUGGGGUAUUUAUCAAUUUGGUGAAUACAAAGAAUAA
Hansenula ciferrii is the source of this 951-nucleotide messenger RNA. Its product is annotated as DODA-type extradiol aromatic ring-opening family dioxygenase. Bases 1 to 951 code for a protein of 316 amino acids. The transcript has a single exon. The record is from RefSeq and is a predicted model, not a curated record. Lineage: Eukaryota; Fungi; Ascomycota; Saccharomycetes; Phaffomycetales; Wickerhamomycetaceae. Gene Ontology annotation, molecular function: ferrous iron binding; oxidoreductase activity, acting on single donors with incorporation of molecular oxygen; zinc ion binding.